Molecule: messenger RNA, 6280 nt
Organism: Manduca sexta (tobacco hornworm)
Lineage: Eukaryota; Metazoa; Arthropoda; Insecta; Lepidoptera; Sphingidae
Product: rabankyrin-5
Exons: 21
Coding region: 207-3758 (1183 amino acids)
Molecular function (GO): protein binding; metal ion binding
Source: RefSeq, a predicted model, not a curated record
GGUAUUGAUACGCCAUGUAAAUUCGAUUUUAUUACUUUGUAUUAAGUCCUGUCUCUUAAAACGUAGUGAUUAUAUUCUCUUUGACAAUUUACAGACAAUAGAUGAAUUGUCAUUUUAAUUUACGAGUAAAGUUUUGCUUAUUUGAUUUAGCAAAAAGUCAUCCAAGGUGAUCAUUUAGGGAUUUAUACAACGUCUAAAACCUCGUCAUGGCUUCGAGCGAGGUGACCAAGCUGCAGCAGCAUCUAGCGCUGCUGAAGGAGGAAUAUGGGAAACUUCAGAGCCACUGUGCCGAAGUGGAGCGAAAGUACACCUUGGCAGCGGCUUCCGCCGGUGACCUGAGUGAGACGAGUUUCGUAGCACGACUGCUCAUGACUGUAGCCACACUUUAUGGCAGGGAAACAUACUCCGAUAUCAAAAUUAAGCUGCAGAACAAGUCUAUGCCUGGCCACAAGUUUGUUUUGAAUGCUAGAUCUGAUGAUUGGAAUGAAGCAGCUUUGCGUAAUCUGGAGGAACUAGAUUGGUCAACACUUCCGGAUGAAGUGGGCUCAGCUUUGCUGAAAUGGCUGUACACUGAUGUGGUGGACCUAAGCCGGGGAGACAGUUUUGCUAUGCAGUUGAUGAAAUGCGCCGCCGGUUUCAAGUUACAUGGGUUAGUUGGGAAAUGUGAACAGGCCCUUAUUGCAUCUGUUGGAGUUAGAACCUGCGUGAAAUUUUAUUCGGCUGCAGAUGAAAUUGGAGCAACUGCACUCAAGGAGCACUGUUCAGGUCUUAUAUCUGCGCACUGGGAUGAUCUAACAGGUGAUGAUUUCGCUCACAUGUCAUCCGCACUGCUAUACCGCAUGUUGAAGAGCAAGACUCCGCAGCCGCUGCACGGCGCCGUGCGUCUCAUGCGGGAGGACGUCGUGUUCCUGUGCCUAGUCGAGAACCACGCUAACAUGACAGAUAUAGUGAACGCGAUGUCAUCACGGGGUGAACUUCCGUUAGAGCUGGCCCUGCGCGGACGCAGCUCGUCCAUAGCGACGACUCUGUUGCAACACUGCGCUGACGCAGACGCGAGGGGCCCUCGCGGCAGGACUCUACUGCACAGGGCUAUCGAUGCACGAGAUGCAUUUUCGGCCAAGUUCCUCGUCACCAAUGGUGCGGACCCCAAUCUCACCACAAAAGAAGAGAGCGACACAGCUUUACAUCUCAUAGCAUCACUAACGGCCAGCUCGUGCGAUGAAGAAACGAUGGAACAAAUGGCGGAAAUCGCUGAAGUAAUGAUACAGAAAGGCGCAGAUAUAAACAGACAGAAUAGGAAAGGAUUCACACCACUCCACCAAGCUGUGAUAUCAAGAAACAUGAGGAUAUUCGACUUGUUACUGAAACAACCAACGCUGGACACGAACCUGAGAACACUGAACGACGAGCACCCGCCCCUAUACUACGCCCUCGUCGACGACAGACGAGCUUCAAUCUCGUCAAGCGAGACUUUAGUCAUGAACGGUUCGAAUCCCUUCGACACGCCUGUGACGAAUAAGAACGCGUUUACCGAAGACCCAGUGGAAGGGAAGACGGAAAGUGUCGUCGAAAGAGGGUUUGCGGCGAAACUGUUGGAGAAGGGAUGUCAGCCUAACCCGACGUAUUCUGGAUCUGGAGACAGUUUGCUGCACAUACUGGCUCAGGGGUGGUUUGAAGAUUCAGCAGUGUUCCUAACCACUCACUUGAACGGCGAGUUGAACCACACCAACGAGGCCGGCUUGACCGCUCUGCACGCGGCUUGUGCCAACGGACUGGCUCGACUCACUACCGCGUUACUGGAGAACGGCGCACGACCGAACUUGCAGACGUCAUAUGGUGAACAGGAGGACACUGUUUAUAGACAAACGCCAUUACAUCUCGCAGUAUUAAACAAUCAUGAAGGCGCGGUACUGGCGAUCAUUGAGCACAAGAAGCUGGUCGAGAAGGGAGACCUUCCCUCCACGGACCGUAGCAAUGUCAGCUUAGUGCCCAACCUGAACCUUAAGAACUCAGAGGGAGAUACAGCUGUCAGUCUAGCGCUUACUGAAGGACACAAGAACUUAGUGGCUCCGUUGAUCGAAGGUGGCUCUGAUCCCAAUAUACGCAAUGGGAAAGGCUUUACUCUGUUACACCAAGCUAUUGUCGAGGAAGAUUCUAGAACCGCCAUCUACUUAUUAGAUCAUGGCGCUGACAUGAAUGCUUUGACGGAAGCAGGCGAAACGCCAUUGCAACUGGCAAUACAUUGCCGUUUAGGUUUGGUCGUGGAAGCGUUGUGUGUACGCGGUGUGGAUAUGAGCCGGUUGGACGCGAACGGCGUUCCUCCAUUGUGGGCUGCUUUGGACUCUGGACAAGAGGAAGUUGCCAGCAUCCUCGUAAGAAACGGCGCAGACGCAGAUUGUUGGGGGACUGGUCCCGACGGAUGUCUGCAGACUUUGUUACAUAAGGCUAUAGACGAGAACAAGGAAACAUUAGCGACAUUCUUAAUCCGGUCGGGUUGCGACGUGGAGUCGCCGCGGCGGCUCGGGGCGGCGGGCGAGGGCGCCGACAUCGCCGGCGAGAAGCAGACGCCGCUGCAUCUGUGCUGCACGUGGGGGCUCACCGAUGUUAUACAGACACUCCUAGAACACGGUGCUAACAUAAACUCCAAGGACUCUGAAGGAAAGACGCCGCUUCACAUCGCAAUAGAGAACCAGCACGCAGCGAUCAUCACACUACUCCUGUCGCAGCCCGAUAUAGACUUAUCAGCUAGAGAUAAUAAAGGCGUGUCGCCCUUCGCCGCCGCGCUCAUAGCAAGAAAUAAUAAAGCCGCGCAAGCUAUACUCGAGAAGAAUCCUAAGGCAGCUGAACAGGUGGACAAAAAAGGUCGUAACUUCCUGCACGUCGCGAUUCAGACGUGCGACAUGGAGAGCGUAAUGUUCCUGCUGUCCGUCGAGGUGGACGUGAACUCGCGCGUGCAGGACUCCACGCUAACGCCGCCGCUGCACCUGGCGGCCGCCGCGGGGAACGAAGUGUUGCUGCGGAGUUUGCUGUUGGCCGGCGCUCGGCCCAAUGACAGGGACGCUCACAAACGCACGGCGUUACACGUGGCGGCGGGCGCGGGGCACGCGGCCAUCGUGUCGGCGCUGGUGAGCGGCGGCGCGGAGUUCGGCGCCGUGGACGCGGCGGGCGACAACGCGCUGCACGUCGCCGCGCGCGACGGACACGCCGCCGCCGCGCGCGCGCUGCUCGCCGACACCGAGAUCGACGCCGCCGCCACCAACCUCAAGGGACGCAAUCCUCUACACGAGUUGUGUUGGUGUAAAAAAGACAACGCAGCAACCAUUUGUGAAAUAUUUCUCGAGUUUAUGCCCGACUAUCCCAUCAAUAGGACUGACUUGCAGGGCAACACACCUUUACUAUUGGCGUACAUGAAUGGCCAAGGCGCAAUGUGUCGCGUGCUGGUGAAGGCGGGCGCGUGCCUCGCACAGGAGAACAAGGACGGCAUAUCGAUAUUCAACUAUCAGGUGGCAACGAAGCAGCUUCUCCACAGGCUGCUAGACUCGCUUCCCGCGGAGGCGCCGUGGGCGGAGAGCGAUCUCUGCCAGGAGUGCGGCACCAAGUUCACUCUUACCAUGAGAAAGCAUCAUUGUCGUCACUGCGGUAGAAUGUUGUGCAACAAAUGCUCGAGUCAAGACGUGCCGAUACUGAAGUUCGGCAUGAACAAGCCGCAGCGAGUCUGCGAGAUCUGCUUCAACGUGCUGCAGGUCGGCGCCAGUUAGUAAUGUACGCUACGAUUUGUGAUAUCACUUUUAUACGAGUACCAGUGACGUCAAAUGUUCUUUUAUUAUAUGUGUUAUCAGGUUAAAGGUAUGUAAAUACAGUUAACAAGGCAUGAGUUUUGUACAAUACAUGUGUCAUUUGGUUUAUCAUUGAGGUAGCCCUUCAUAGAUACAUUUACACAAAUUUUAUUUAUAGACUCUUCAAGUACUGAAUAUGGAUAUAGGUUUCAUUUAGUCAUUUUCUACUUGAUUCCUGUGUUUCACCGAUAAUAUUGUGUCUAAUACAAAUUAAAAGUAGAGUAUCCCUGAUACGUUGAUGGAGCACUGGUUCAUCAUUUCUCUAUAUUUACUUAUAUUGUAUCUACAAUGGAUCGGACCCUUAUUUUUGAUGCAGCUUUUAUAUCAGUUCGUAUGAAAAGAAAUAGCAUAUUUUUAUUUGAUGGGGUGCGUGAUACGUGAUGGCGCCAUUGUUGAGCACUCAUGUCUUCCUCACUGUAUAUACGCGUAAAUUCCCAAAAGGAUAAAAGUAGAACGGUAAAAAGCGUCGAACAUAAGCUGUCCACAAGAGGCUAGUUUAAAAAACUGCCGCGUGACUAAUGGAACUGUAGGGUGUACGCAGAAGCGUAGCGUUAGUGCUAGCUUUACCAGUCAGGUACAAACACGUUGAGAGAUUCUACUUUGGCCCACCAAAGUAGAAUCUCUCAAAACAACUAAUGUAACUGGUAUUUACUUCUAUUUGUUAUCCAAGUGAUAUUAAAAUUUUGGCCCAACCUAAAACAAAAGCAAAAACAGAAAAAACUUUUUGCUAUGCCUUUGUGUAAAUGCUACUGUUUUUAAAACAUAAGAAACUUUUUUAUUUUAUCUGGGCCUAUCACACCUUAGAACCGACUUAAAAUUAAGUUUGAUUUCAAGUAACAACUUAUACCGACUGAAAUGGGGUGACCUGACUAAUGACAAUGAUCUACCAUAUUUAUUCUUUCAAUUAUUGUCUACUUAAUAUUUGUAGGUUCAUAUGUAUCACACACAUAGAGAAGGAACUGGCCCUCUAGAAUGUGGAAUGAAACGACACGACCGUCUAUGUAGAUUAAUUGUGAUUGGUCGUGUUUGCAGCAUGUGACUUACUCAUCAUAUCUCGACCGAUCACAAUAAUCACACUUGAACGACAGGGACGGUCUAGUUUUGUGUCUUAUGCCAUAUUAUUCUAGGUGGAUUCAAAGGAUCAUAAAACGCUGUAAAAUGAAUAUAGGUCAGAAAAGUAAGAUUUUUUUAUUCCGAGGUAUUGCUUAGUAUGUUCUCUAUAUCUGUGGUUCAUAUAUUUAGAAUUUUUGGAAUAAUCACAAUUUUUUUUCGCCGCCAUUCCGUCCAUCACGUCUACGUAGACGCUUUGGACCUUCUCCAAGUUGACCAACCAAAAUGCAUUCUAUUAAAAUAAACUUGUAUAAUAGUUAAAUGACUAAAUAAUUAGUAUGGCAUAAUUCGAACACAUUAAUUUUAUCAUCAAUCACAUUAAAAUUAGACACGAUAUUCAAUCCAGUUUAGUUCAGGUUACUCAUGAAAAAUUGUGAUAGGUCUAAUUUUAACAGUGUGAAACUCAUUGUAACACAUUGUAAGUAUGUGUGUAUGGCAAUUUAAAUUAAAAUUUAAGACAAUACUUUUAUAAAAUGCACUUCGCUUACCUAUAUGUAGGUAUAUUAUGUUUUUGUGUUGUAUAUCCGUAAAUUUUUUAGUAUUGUUGCUGAGAUUAAAUUAAUUCAUAACACAUAAAAUGAAAUUUUAAAUAUAUUUGUAAGCAUAUACUUAAAUUAAUGAUCACAAUUUUUGUUUACUUGCAAAGUAUAAUGAUAAUGCUUAGUAUGUAACCUUCAAGCGAGCGCGUCCAUUAGGUGUAGGCAUUGAAAAAUCUAGUGUCUCAAAACUUUGAUUUACUGAAAAUUAUGCCAAAGUCUGAGCGUGCUUUUAUUUCCUUUAUAGCUUUAAUAUCUAUUAUUUCUAUUUUAAUACACAAUGUUCUAUUGUUAUGAAUUUGAAGCGUAAGCAUAAAUGUAAUGAUGUGAAUAAUCGGUGAUGCUUUCCAUCGAAUUAAAGUUUUAGUACGCAUGGAUGAUUUUUGGCGAUCACAUCGAUUAUUAAAAUGGCUUAAAUUUGUAUAAGUACAUAUUUGUGCUUUUUAGUUUAAAAGUCAAUUUCUCUACAUACCUUAGUUAUAGAUUUUAGACUCUAAAUGUAUUCCUUUAAACCUAGAGCAUAAGAUUGAUCCCUUGCAUUUAUAAUGUCCAACUUAUUUGAUGACACGCUAAAAUACGGGCUCAUUUUGGCAAAUACAUUCCGGAAAACAUUGUUAUGGUUAUGUGGAAAUAAACAAAAUUUUAUAUUCUUUUGACGUUAAAGUGCCAUUUCAAUUGUUUGUGAUGUUCCCAUGCUUAAAAUCUUAUUUUGGAGAGCUGUUUCUAUUAUAAAAUUAUUAUAAUUUACGUUCUUCAAAACUUUAUAUAUUUGCUAUAAUAAAAAGUUACAAUAUACGA